UACCCACGUUAUGCUCUGGAGAAUGGCGGACACGAGCAAGACAAACGGUGCAAACACGCUGUUCGAAGAAUUGAAUUCCUCCGCAACCCGAUUAUCUUACCUGGCCAACGACUCUCUUUGCACGAGGCAAUUGUCACUAUUCUUGAUUGGAGAAGUCUAAUAUCAGUGGCUAAAUCGAACGGGCAGGCACUGAAAGCCGGUUCUGGGUUAGUGAAGCCUCGGAUCAUUGCAUGCCUGCUAUCCGGACGCUUUUUGACUGAAUCCCGCCAGAUACAUACAGAUAGACCGGACCAGUCUUGUGCACAAAUAUUAGGACAUCCCUGAUCUAAACCGCGUUGCGUGAAACUCUUACAUUGAAAUACGAUAAUGCCUCCGAACAAUUUCUUCCGGGCGAUGCUGCCCCUGCGAUCGAUCGUUUCCGGAUCAUCGACGACAAGCAGAAUAACACACGCGCCCUUCCUCAAGUCGACAAGAACAAGCCAAAGUAUCCCCACGAGUUCUCUCCAACGAGCCUGCUUCUCAACGACAAUUACCGCGCAAAAUGAACAACCAGAGCAGGAGCCGACCCAACAACAAGAGCAGGAGGUCCAACCCGAACAAGCACAGGGACAAGAAGAACAAAAACAAAAGCAACAACUUGCAGUUCCUAUCCGCCAAUAUCCCUACACCCUCAAGACCGGCACUGUAGUCUCAGCAGGCCGAAUGGACCGCACCGUCCGCGUCGCCCACAGACACACAACCUGGGACAAGCAGAUCGGAAAAUUCUACCCCAGGGUAACGACGUACCUUGUUUCGGAUCCGCGGAACUCGCUGCGGGAGGGGGAUGUGAUUGAGUUUUCCUCUGGAUAUCCGAAGGGCAGACGGGUGCAUCAUGUUGUGGAGAGGAUCAUUGCGCCGUUUGGGUUGUCGGUGGAGGAACGGCCGGCUGUGUUGUCGAGGGAAGAGAGGGACAUGGAGAGGUCGUUGAAGAGGGCGGCGAAGUUGCAGAGGAGGGCGGAGAGGAGGGCAUCAUCUCAGGAAGGUGGUAAUGUGGUCACUGAAGAAUAUGUUGGGAGGAUUAAGGGGUUGAUCGAACGGAGGGGUGUCGCAGCUUUGGAUUCCUCUUCUGCUGCGCAAAGUGUUACUGAGGCCUGAAUUCGUGUUCGAUUAUCCUGUCCGGCUGUUUUAUCUUUCGAGAACCUCCUGUUUUAUUCUUGACAUUGGGCGAGAUCAAGUGUAUUUAUAUUGAAUUGAGUUGGUUAUUUUGUGCCCAUGUUUCCGACACUGUCGGUCUUCAGAAGCUUGUCCGGCUACGGCUACUUCUGCAACAAACUGGUAUGCUUCUGACGCGGCUAUGCAGGGGAGAGAUAUGUUAAGAUUGAUUUGCAUCUGUCAUUGAUACAAAAAAUACAGCGGAAUAUGACUUGCAGACAGCAUUUCAACUGCACAAUGGACGGGCCAAGAAAGAGCUGGUUGCGGUGGGAACGGGCCACAAAGAUGCGAUUGCAGCCAUUUUUGGUUCUGCGUAGAUGGAGUGUCCUAUUAGAUAGAGAGAGAAACAAAGAAAAGACCAAAAGGA
Molecule: messenger RNA, 1558 nt
Organism: Monascus purpureus
Lineage: Eukaryota; Fungi; Ascomycota; Eurotiomycetes; Eurotiales; Aspergillaceae
Source: the annotation of a GenBank genome assembly